AUGGCGUGGGUCCGGUUCAGGCUUCCUCGGGUAUUCCCUUUGGCCCAGGUGCAGCGAAAACUGAGACUCUCUCCUGCUCGUCCCACGCCGCUGGGUUCUGCCAGGUUGACAGGUACUCAAGCAAUCACAUUCUCGCCAAUUUCAUUCAUACAGCCGCUCGUUUUCGCGUAUCAGUAUGCUUGUUGUCUGUUUUCUGGCCGUGGUGUUUUUUUUUAUGAAGUUAUACCUUGUCGUUUCUUUAUUCGUUCUGCGCGUGAACAGGCGACGCUCCUGUUACGAUGUCUCGCUAUUCUGGUGGACGACUGGCUGUCAGCCUCUCGUUGCGUCCUUUUCGCGCCAGCUUUUCUCUACUCUCCCGGCCCAACGAUGGCUGGGGUCAUGGGGUGA
Molecule: messenger RNA, 387 nt
Organism: Gaeumannomyces tritici R3-111a-1
Lineage: Eukaryota; Fungi; Ascomycota; Sordariomycetes; Magnaporthales; Magnaporthaceae
Exons: 1
Coding region: 1-387 (128 amino acids)
Source: RefSeq, a predicted model, not a curated record